This is a messenger RNA of Rotaria sordida, 741 nucleotides long. The record is from the annotation of a GenBank genome assembly. Lineage: Eukaryota; Metazoa; Rotifera; Eurotatoria; Philodinida; Philodinidae.
CCUAUUGAUGACAUUUAUCGAAUUACGAGAAGUGAGAUUCUUAAACCGAUGAAUAAUAAGAUCCUUGAUUGAAUAAGUUAACAAUAAUAUGAUUGUUCAAUAAUAAAAAUUAUUCACUAAUUUUUAGGUUCAUCUGCUUUUGUUGAUCCAAUUGAUGAAAUUCGAAAUUUAGCCAAUAAAAUGAAACAAUCUCUUCGACUUGUUUCAUCAAUUGAUAAAAAACGUAUUAAUCGUUUUAUUAAAAGUAAAAAAGAUUGUUGGUUAAUUAUAACAGACAUAAUUUUAUUCAAUGAUGAUCUUUUACAAAUUCGAGAUUUUAUUUUAUCAUCAAUUAAUGAUAAAAUUUGGCAUAUUUGUAAUGCUUCAUAUGCAUCUAAAGUACUUGUAUGGUUACCUCAACGAUGUUUACAAGUUUAUUUACGUGAUUCAAUUCAACCAUCUCUUCAUCCUCGUUUACAACAAAAAAUUUUAUCAAAAAAAAAAUUACAAAUUUAUAAAAACAAAUUGAACAAAUUCUUAAAAUUCAUAGUUAUCUUAUCACAAAAAAGUUUUAUUGAAAAUGAUAUUUAUAUUGAUUUAAAACAUUAUUUUGAUACAAACCAAGUGAAUAUGAUUAAUUAUAGAAAUUAUAUUCAAUAUGAAAAUGAACAAAUAUUGAUUAAUUAUAUAAAACCAGUAAAUUAUGUUUUACUUCUUAUUUUUUAUUUAUUUUAUUUUAUAUUUGGAGUAUUGAUUCAUUAA